Messenger RNA from Polypterus senegalus (gray bichir), 4631 nucleotides. RefSeq lists its product as uncharacterized. Gene Ontology annotation, biological process: SCF-dependent proteasomal ubiquitin-dependent protein catabolic process. Gene Ontology annotation, molecular function: protein binding. The record is from RefSeq and is a predicted model, not a curated record. The transcript is spliced from 17 exons. The coding region runs from base 165 to 2969 and encodes 934 amino acids. Gene Ontology annotation, cellular component: SCF ubiquitin ligase complex. Lineage: Eukaryota; Metazoa; Chordata; Cladistia; Polypteriformes; Polypteridae.
AACAGUAGCGAGGGGCGGAGUAGACGAGAGUGAAAACAAACUGCUACUUGUUUUCAGGGACCCGGGUUGGAGUGCGGCUUGUGUGAGAGGUUAACGUCAUUUAACUCCUCGGUCCCUUUUAACUUUUUGGAAAGCUUCGGAGAGAAGCUGCAGUGACUUCAACAAUGGAAUCUUCUCAGACAAUCAGCAGUUUUUUCAACACCCUGGCUGAGAUGGGCUUUACAGAUGUGCAGAUUCAGGAAGCCAUACAGGCUGGGCACUUUACUGUACCUGAAGCUACUGACUGGAUGCUUCAGGCUGCAGAUCGCAGAUGUAGACUUGAAAGACCAACACAGCCAGAACAAAGCAAAGCAAUCUCUGCAUUCAAUCCCCCUGUAGACCUUGAAGAUAAUCAUAACACUUUCAAUAAGGAAGCUGAAAAAGGCUCCAAUCAGCCAUCCUCCUUUAUAAAUGUUCCUAUGGCUUCCAGGAGCAGACUGAGUAAAACAGGUUUUGAUGAACAGCAAAGAGAGCGUGCUACUCAGGAUGCGCUGAAUGAGAAGAAAAUGAAGCAGAAGCAACGAGAACUUGCCUUGAAAAGAAUUGCUGAUGAUCGUAAGAUGUUAGAAGAGAAAUUGAAACCUGCCAUUGAGCCUACUGAUAAAGCCAGUAAGCUAGGAGGAAGAAUUCAGACAGCCAUGGAGAACAUAUGUAUCCUGAAUAUUCGUCUGCCGUCUGGGACAUCCAUGCGGGAGCGUUUUCCAGCUGAUGCUCCACUGAAGUGUGUUAUAGAGCACAUUUCUGCGUGUCACCCAUCCCUUUCCAAGUUUUCUUUGAUUCAGGGUUUUCCUAGGAAACACUUUGGUGAAGCAGAACUUUCCUGUUCCUUGCGGGCCUUGGGACUUACACCAAAUGCAGCACUUUGUGUACAAAGUAUUUCUACUAAUCCUUCUAUUGAAAGCAUUUGUUGUGAUGAUCUCCCUAAAGGUGCUUAUAGCCUUUCUCAAGAAGUGACACAAGCCAGUAUACCAGAAGAUAAUAAAAAAGAAACUGUUUCUCAGUCUUCUACUAACAACUACGGUUGGGGCAGAGGAGAAACCUUGGGAGAUGCACGAUCAGUAUUGGAACAUAACCCACAGGAGCAAGAAAAUAUGCCCCCAUUGCCACCAUCUGCAUUACCUGUUUCUUUAUGGAAUGAGGCCAUUGCUAAUGCUGGAUUAGAAGGAAAUUUUCAGCAAUUACCUUUGCAGCCCUAUCACUGGGGUAGAGGUCAGAGACUAGAUGCAGGUGAUGAUCAUUCAAGCUCCAGUGAAGGGCAUCAAUCGGGAGAGGAAAGUGGUGAUGACGACAACCCACUCUUUGCAGGUUUACCUCAGUUGCCAUUUAUCCCAAGAAACCGUCAGCAAGAUUUAAAUGAUCUUCCAUACCAAUGGCCAGAUCAUGGGAACAGACUCAGGGGUGAUGAUGAAAUUGUAGUGGAGAAUGAAGCACAUCCUUCUCAGGGGGCAGAUUUGCAAGAUAUUUUGGCACAUGCAGCUAUGGAGCGUUUACAUCAAGUACCUCAACUCGGUGAAGCACACAGCUGUGAGCUUCCUUCACCCCCUAAGAGAUCUUUCAAGGCUCCCAGUUUACCUUCACUCAGUAAACUGGCCACAAAAGCCACUGUGUAUCUAAUGACAGCUCCAAGCAUGCAGUAUAAUAGUAGUCUGGCAAGACUCACUCCUGAACUGGCAGAACAUCUUCUGACAUAUUUAGCGCGAGAACGUCUUCUCCGCCCACGCACUCUUGAAUACUUUUUUGGUUGUCAGAUACAGAAGUUUGUCCUCAAUUGCUACCCAUAUUCUACCAAUGAACUACUUCGGCAGUUGCGUGCCUUUCAGACGCUGAAGCAUCUAAGUCUUGUCUCCUCACCUCUGCUUACAGAUUCAGGCAUGUCAUUCUUGCCCAGCCUUCAGAAGCUGCAGCAUCUCAACUUAUCAGCUUGCUGCAAGCUGACUGAUAAUUGUCUACAGUAUAUCAAAGGGCUAAGAUUUCUUUCCUACCUUUCAUUGGACAAGACCAAAGUAAGUGAUUGUGGGCUUGUGGUUUAUCUGGAAUCUGCUCCUGCAUCACUUACUCAGCUUAGUCUGAAUUGCACAAAUAUCACAGAAAAGACUUUGGCAGUGCUUCCGUGCAGUGUUCCUCAGCUCAAAUUGCUAAGCAUCAAGCAUACAAAGAUUUUUGAUAUUUCUGCUCUGAAAGGGAUGCUUUGUCUGCACACUCUACACAUUGAUCACACUUGUGUGUCUGAAACAUCCCUCUUGCAUUUGGCAGCUCACCCAUCAUUGUCAGUACUUGGUCUUGCAGGAAUACCAGUUAACAAUGGUAAUCACGUUCUUGAAAUUGUCUCAGGUCUAAAAUUGAGUCAUCUGACAUUAACUGGGCGCCACACAGUAACAGACAGCGGUCUGGAGUUCCUUGCCCGAUUAACCUUUUUAUCAGAGGUGGAUCUUACAGACUACACUGAGGUAACUGACCAGGGAGUUCAGUACCUUGCAACUCUGAGUAGAUUGAAGAAGUUGUCUCUUAGUAACACAAUGGUAACAGAUGCUGGCUUGUCCAACCUCGCAAGGCUUCUUGAGCUUGUAGAGCUCUGUCUGGAUCGUACUGCGGUGACCAGCAAAGGGGUUGCUCGAUGUGUAAUGAGAUUGCCUCACCUUCAAGUUCUUGGACUCGCUAACACACAAGUGGGUGAUAAUUUAUUGAAGCUGGGACUGAUUCACUGCCAGCAGUUAGUGAAGAUCAAUUUGAGCCACACUCGCAUCACUGACAAAGGACUCAAGUACCUCCGAUUGAUAAAGUUAACCCAGGUGAAUUUGGAUAAUACAGGCAUUACUCCAGCCGGAUUGUCCAAUCUGAUUUCUUCUUGUCCUGAUAUCACUAAUAUCCGAGCGAAGAACCUGCAAGUUUUACCACAAGACCAGAUCUCUGAUGAUGAAGCAUCUCAAUGAAACUGGGUUGAUAAGGACAGUCUGAUUUUGGUAACUUGGGUCCAUUUCUUGCCUGUCUCAAAUACCUUUGGCAGAAGAUGCCAAUGCAGCAUGUGUUCAAGUUAUUGAAUGGUCCCACCAGGCUCAAUCUCAAUUUACUGCUCAAAUUAUAGCAUUGAAGCAAGGCACUGGCUUCCACCCGGCUCUUGAUUCUCCAACUUGUGCAGUAUUAAAACAUUAAAUUGCAAGUAAUUGAAAUUACUGCACAGAAUGAAAAAUUAAAUGCUUGCAGCCUACGCUGACUAUUAAUCAGAGUUUCAUCUGCAGGUAUUUAAUCCAUCUAAUUGCAAUGUUAGCGUAAAAUACACUGCAGAUCUCCCGGCACCCUGUUAUUUUCCUGAUGUCCAGAACAGGAUGCCAAGCAAGCUGGCCAGCUUUUUAAAAUGACUGCAUUUCAGUAGCCGCAGUGAACCCCUUCAGUUGUAUGUGGUGUGAAAAAAGCCAGUAGUAAUGCAACAUACAAUCUUCUAAUUUAGAAUGCAUUUGUUCUUUGCUAUUUGCUAAUAUGACAUACAUUAAUUCUUUGUCUUCUUUUGUCUUUAAUCAAUUUUUAAUAUUAGCAUUGCUGAAAAAUGCUUACAUCUUGGCCUGGUUCUCGUCUUUCAGGUUGGUCUGCAGUGGAGUUAACUUGCUGGUCCUGCUAGAAGGGGGAGCUGCUUUCCAAGUUCUGCAUUAAGUCUGCUCAGCAUAUUCAAGCUUUGCAUGUCACAUAACACAUUACUAUGAAUAUCUCUUUAGCCUUUUUAAUGUCAUCUGCUCUUAUUGAUUUUUAUUUAGUUGUCUGCUAAGCCCAUUAUUUGUCUGUGCCGUAAUUUAGGCAACACAUUAAUGUGCAAAAACAGUUUGUAUACUGCGUGCGUCCAAGACGCGGCAUCAGCAGUCCUGCUGAGAGCCAUGGAUAUUUAAAGUCAAAGUCUGAAUGCUAAUAAAGGUCUUGGAGAGAAUUCAUAUUCUGAUUUAGAGGGUUUGUUCUUUAGAGACCUAUUAAUAUAACUUAAACCUCUCUAAAUGUUUGAGCAUGUCUGCCACCUAUAAAAUUAAUAACAUCCUGUGAGCAGUUUAAAUUUAAAUCUGUAAAUUGAUUUAAUACUCUUCAUUUAUCACCUUGUCUUCCCAAACCUGAAUAUUACUCAGAGUUUCAUCUGAAUGGACUUUAACUGCUAAAACCUCUGCUACUGACCUCUGUGGGAGUCCACUCGUGACGUCUAACGCUUACUCCAGCAUUGCACAGCCUGACUGACUGAAUCCUUGCCUCUUGUUUGAUGGCCAGAAUGUUCAAGUCUUCUGAUAAAUAAUGUUAUGGACGCCGCACUUGUAAGCAGUCACACCUAAAAGUCUUCCAGUGAAUUUAAUUUUUAUGUCAAGACUGAGAGUAUUUCUCUUUUGCAUGUGUUUUCUGAACUAAAGACAUCAGUUUUUUCUUUUUUUGGACUUAAUCCUUUUUAACUGAGCAAGUUGAAAAUAAGGACAUGGAAAUCAGCACCUUCUGUUGGCAGCAGAGCAGCUAGCAAAUAUUUUUAACCUACAUGGUCUCUUAAUUACAUCUUCCAAUAUGAAAAUAAUAGCAUCUAUCUAUCUAUCUAUCUAUCUAUCUAUCUAUCUAUCUAUAUAUAUAUAUAUAUA